Messenger RNA from Anopheles marshallii, 3378 nucleotides. RefSeq lists its product as uncharacterized. The transcript has 4 exons. The record is from RefSeq and is a predicted model, not a curated record. Gene Ontology annotation, biological process: negative regulation of transcription by RNA polymerase II. Bases 1 to 3378 code for a protein of 1125 amino acids. NCBI's taxonomy places the organism in Eukaryota, Metazoa, Arthropoda, Insecta, Diptera, Culicidae. Gene Ontology annotation, molecular function: DNA-binding transcription repressor activity, RNA polymerase II-specific.
AUGGAUCAUAUGGAACAUUUGAGCGGAACUAUUGACGGACAUCAAGACUUGUCGAAGGGAGUGCUUCGAACCAGCAUGCAGUCUACUGACAAUGCUUCACUACUCUUCAUAACGAGCACAGGAAUGGCUCAUAGUGGGAGAGAGCAGGAGUACAUUGAGUCCACCCUAUUGGGCACGGACCUAUUAUCAAGUCAGCUGCCAACAAAUUUGCUGAAUGAUUACAUAAAUUCGGUGUCGACAACUGCUCCGAAUGCAAUUGGCAGCAUGCAAACAGCUCUCAUGGAGCACCAUUAUCGGCCCCUCACUGCAGAUGAGAUACAUACACUGAUUAGUGAAUCGAGUAACGACGCAACCGGCACGAAGGAUAUUCCGGGUUUCAACACGUUGUCCUCGUACGAUAAAAUGAUUAGCAUUGGUCAAUCUACAUCGCCCAUGAGCAAUGGAUUGGCGCAAAUCGCUGGUACGAUUGAUAGUUAUGUCCAUUUUCCACUGCAUACCACCGGUUCGGGUACGGAAGGAUUUGACGUAACGACAAAUGUUCUUGUGACUGCCAACGCAGAACACCAACAACAUCAUCAUUACAGUCUGGCACAUCCCGCUAAUUCACACAUGCAUGUUCAGCACCAAACGCAAGGUCAUAUGCACCAUCAUCAGAACAUUGUUGAGAUAUCAAAUGCUACGCAAAUUCCCGCGCUAGGGCAUUCACAAACGUCUGCUUCGAGCAUAGGUGCAAUACUGCCCGCUGUCGAUGUUGCCAUGAAGGUGUACAAUCAUAAUAACUCCAUCGUUCCCAUCGCAUCGACAGCACCAGGAUCGACAGACGCGCACAGUAGUACAACUAUGAGCAUCAGUUCGAUGAAUAUAAACGAAUCUCCUAAACGCUUUUAUUCCUGCACUAGUCUUCCCUUGAUAAUUACGAAUGCAAAUCAACGAUCGACGUAUUCCAUUACUGAUAGUUUGGGCGCUCCAAAGUCUACCGCCCCGAACAGCAUUGAGUGUGAAUCACGAACGCACGAUGAAGAAAUCGUAGAAUGUGUUGCAUCAAUGGAGAGUACAUCGUGUGCACUGUCAGGAAAUAUGAAUCUACCCCACAAGAAAAGAUUGGCCAAAAAGUUGGGCGACACGAAGGAAACUUUAUGCAUUGGGGCUCCCGAAAUGGAUCAAGCUUUGAUGAUGGCAAAUAUGCAGCAUUCACAGCGUGACGAAUCUACUGAACCCGAGGCGGACAAACCCACAAAUCAUUCAAAUUAUCAAUGUGAUUCAACUGUACCACAGCACGCCAAUGCUGUAAAAUGUAACGCUUCAAAGUCAACCAUGGCACAACAGUCACCGUCCGUUGCACAGCAGACUAUGAGUUCAUUUGUCUGCCAACUGUGUGGAAAAAUGGUGCACGAUCAACUAGUGUUCUUUAACCAUUUGAAGGAACACUACGAACCAUUGAAUAAAGAUAAUGGCGUUUCGAUCUCAAGUUCUAAUACAUUUGCAUCGAAAACGGUUGUUAUAACGCCUGCGGCGAACAUUUCUCCAGUUAGUAAGGAAGCUGCCGACGGUAAGAAAGCCAAGCCCAAGCUACCUCGAGUGAAGCACACGAAAAAGUUAAAGAAUGAUCGUACUGUAAGGCAAAUCCAUGUGGAAGAGGAACGGCAAACGCCAAAAACCGAAACAAAGGCAAUUCCAACCUCCUCGAAAUGUUCAAAUGCCGCAGGAUUAUCUAAAGCAAGAGAAAAUCUUGAGCCAAAUCUGGCAGUGGAAGAUGCUAUGAUAGUAAUUGAAAGUUCAGAAAAUGGCGGUGAAUUUAGUGAAACAGAGGACAUGCUGGAAGGCAUCCGGAAUGUGGUGCAGAAGGUUCAGGAGACUGUCGAUACAGAUACGAACGAGGAUUUGUGUUUAGCAAGCAAUGGGACCUGGUUUCCGAGCGGCAAUAAUGGCAAUGAAAAUGAUGCGGAUAAUGGCCCAGCAGCAACAUCAUUGCGACAAGAGCAAGAAAAGAGCAAUUUAACUUUACCCGGAGACACACUGGGUUCUAACGAAAUGAACAUUGUAAGUGGAGGAGACAACUUUUUAAUACUCCUUAGCAAAACUCCAUUUAAUGACACGGAAUUAUUACCAACGGAAAUCGCUAACGCGUCGAUAUUGAAAUCGCUUGAAUCUGUCUCGUGUGAACAGCUAGUACAUGCCGACUCAUUGAAUGUACCAACUAGAAAUGAAGUUACCAAAGAGCCAGACUUGCAACAAAUGCGAAUUUUAAGUUCAACUUCGUUUCCACUUCUUCCCAGCAUUGAUCCCCUCUCGGACACGCAUACGACUUCAUUUAGAAGCAGCGAAUCUAGUUUACCGAUAGCAUCCAUCAUUGAACAGUCCUCGAAUGCGAUGAGCAAAUUUUCGGCAAGCUCCUAUGUACCGUCACACGGUGGCAUUAUAUCGGAUCAGUUGAAAAAUGAGCAAAAAUCUGAUGACGAUGAUGACGAGGGCGGUGAAGAUGCAUCGGAAUAUGAACAAAUGCAACUUACCGAUCUUGAUCCGCUCGUCGAUGAAACAUCCGGCAGUCGGGAUGAACCGCCAUUAGAAGAUUAUCAUGUUAGCGGUGAUGAAGCUGCUGAUACGCACGGCGAACACUUUCCAUCGGAGGUGCAAGCCAACGAAGAUGAAGCGGAACUGUGUCGAAAUGAUAAGGAAUUAUUAGCAGCUAAGAGUAGUUCAACAUUAGAUAAAUACCUAUGUAAGGUAGCGGACUGUGGGCGGUGGUUUAAGUCCAACACGGCAUUUGCUUACCAUCAGUUACAGCACACAGGCGAACGACCGCACAAAUGCCAAGCCUGCCAGAAACGCUUCUUUACCUGUAGUGCACUAAAGGUACACGAACGAUUGCAUUCCGGUGAAAAGCCAUACAAAUGUGAAGAAUGCGGUCACCACUUCCGGCAGUGGGGAGAUCUGAAAUAUCACAAAAUCUCCAAACACUCGAACGAGAAAAUACACAAAUGUGAAUUCUGCGGCAAAGACUUUGCCCGACGCUAUUCCCUCGUUCUGCAUACGCGAAUCCAUACCAACGAGAAAAACUUUGUAUGCGAGUACUGUAACAAAGCAUUCCGUGCUAGCUCAUACUUGCAGUCACACCGAAUGAUACACACCGGAGAAAAACCACACCAAUGUACCAUUUGCGAUAAAAAGUUCCGCUGCCACGGGGAUUUGAAUAGGCAUCAAAAAACACAUUCACGUAUUAGCAAAAUUGAACCAGCGACCAAGGAGCAAGAGAAGAUUGUGGAAGAGGACGAUAGUGGCUUAACGGCGGAUUUAUCCUGCGGAGAAAAACUAAGAGCAACGGUCAAAGGAAAAACUAAACUGAAACGGAAAAACAAUAAUAGCAUUGUUAUCGUUUAG